Messenger RNA from Urocitellus parryii (Arctic ground squirrel), 1272 nucleotides. It is a transcript of the gene Pabir1, whose product is annotated as PP2A Aalpha (PPP2R1A) and B55A (PPP2R2A) interacting phosphatase regulator 1. The record is from RefSeq and is a predicted model, not a curated record. NCBI's taxonomy places the organism in Eukaryota, Metazoa, Chordata, Mammalia, Rodentia, Sciuridae. Gene Ontology annotation, molecular function: protein serine/threonine phosphatase inhibitor activity.
GCCUGCUGACAGAUUCUCGGAGGCAUCGGUGGUGGCGGCGGCCCUGGACUGCGGGGAAUGGGAAUCCUAGGGCCCUGACUGAGCACCGCCCCCGCCUCCCUGCCCCCGACAUGGCUCAGGAGAAGAUGGAACUGGACCUGGAACUGCCUCCGGGUACGGGCGGGAGCUCGGCGGAGGGCGGCGGCGGGGGCCUUAGGAGGUCUAACAGCGCCCCCCUGAUCCACGGCCUCAGUGACACUUCUCCGGUGUUCCAGGCCGAGGCGCCUAGCGCCAGGCGGAACAGCACAACGUUCCCGAGCCGCCACGGCCUGCUGCUGCCGGCCUCCCCCGUCCGCAUGCACAGCAGCCGCUUGCACCAGAUCAAACAGGAGGAAGGCAUGGACUUGAUCAACCGAGAGACGGUCCACGAGCGAGAGGUGCAGACCGCAAUGCAGAUAAGCCACUCCUGGGAGGAAAGUUUCAGCCUGAGUGACAACGAUGUGGAGAAAUCCGCCUCCCCAAAGCGCAUCGAUUUCAUUCCGGUGUCACCAGCACCUUCACCCACCCGGGGAAUUGGAAAGCAGUGUUUUUCGCCAUCCUUGCAAAGUUUUGUGAGUAGCAACGGAUUGCCUCCAAGCCCUAUUCCCAGCCCAACUACUCGAUUUACUACCCGGAGAAGCCAGAGUCCCAUCAACUGCAUUAGACCAAGUGUUCUUGGACCAUUGAAAAGAAAAUGUGAAAUGGAAACUGAGUAUCAGCCAAAGAGAUUUUUCCAGGGCAUCACCAACAUGCUUUCUUCUGACGUUGCACAGCUGUCAGAUCCUGGUGUGUGUGUAUCUUCAGAUACCCUGGAUGGAAACAGCAGCAGUGCCGGGUCUUCUUGUAACUCACCAGCGAAAGUCAGCACUACCACCGACUCUCCUGUGUCACCUGCCCAAGCGGCCUCUCCCUUUAUUCCAGUAGAUGAACUUUCAUCUAAGUGAUUCUCCCAUUCUGAAACUUUCUUUCUUUUUUCUUUUAUUUUUUUUCAAUGGAGAGACAGAAAAUCAAGUUGGAGCAAGCACUGAACUUUGUUGAUUAAUCUGAGUCUAUUUCCUAUUUGACCCUUUUCCCUUUUUUUGGAAUUUCCUGAAAUGUUAUUCUAGAGAACUUCUAUGUCAGGUUCCUGCGGAUGCCCUUGAAUUCAGUGUAGUAAUAUUUUCAGACUUUUUCCCCAAUAAGUGUGUUGAAGCAUACRUUUUACGCUGCUAAUAUGUCUAAAUACAUAUGUUAUCCCUUGAUUUUUUUAAAUAA